AUGAGGAAGAGCACACCACUGUGGAUUCUGGCUUUGGAUGCGUUUGUUUCACUCCUCAUCGCUGUUGCAGCCGUGGAUGCUGGAAAUUCAGAGGGGAUAAGCAUUGAUUGCGGAGUAACCCAUGCAAGUUGUGACGAGAAUGGGUUUUGUUAUGAGGCAGACGAUGGAAAUGUGGUGGAAUCGGGUCAAAUAUAUAAUGUAUCUUCUCAAGACACCCUUACCAGUAAAUAUGAGCAGGUUUGGCAACAGAUAAACACUCUGAGAAGUUUCCCAGAAGGGAAAAGGAAUUGCUAUACGAUCGAACCCAAACAAGGCAGAAACAACUAUCUCGUUAGAGCUUACUUCUUGUAUGGAAAUUAUGACAACAAAAGUUUUGUUCCACGCUUCGAGUUGCAUCUUGGCGUCAAUUUCUGGAGAAAAUUAGGUGAGGAUAUGGACAUUGACACCAUUCUGAGAUCGGAGGUCAUUCAUGUUUCUCCAACAGACAAUAUCAACGUGUGUCUUAUCAAUACUGGCUUCGGAAUACCCUUCCUUUCUUUGCUCGAAAUCUGGCCUCUCUACAAUAAUGCUGUAUAUCGAACCACUUCCAAUUUGUUGCCGCUACGCCUCCGCACACGCUCUGCUCUGGGAAAGUCUAUAGAAAAUUAUAGUUUUAUCAGAUAUCCAAAUGAUAUCUACGGCAGGUCAUGGUUUCUCGGUAGAGUGAUCCAAAACUCGGAGCCAAUGAACACAUCGGUUGCGAUUGAUGGUGAUAAUUCAGACUAUAAAUUACCCAAGGAAGUGCUGAGCACUGCAAUUCGAUCAGGGAACGGUUCGUCCUCCUUAGUUAUCCCAUUGAAUUACAGUAGAGGUUACGAUUACUAUGUUUGCCUUCAUUUCUAUGACUUCGAGGACCAUUCUCGUCAAAGAAGCAUGGAAAUUACUUUCACGGAUACGAUCCGAGAGAACAUAACUCUCCAACACGGGGUGCUCAAAACCGUGGUUACGACAAUUCCUAGAGGGGAAUAUCUUAAUAACAUUUCGAUCACAUCCAUCCUCGAUUCUGGUUUACCCCCUAUGAUUAAUGCUCUUGAGGUCUAUGAAGUACUGCUCCAACCAAAUUCUCCGACUCUAGAACGGGAUGGCAAGUAUUACGUAUUUUCAGAUCUUAUCAUUCUGCUUUUACUUAUUACUCUUGACUCUUGA
Molecule: messenger RNA, 1185 nt
Organism: Neltuma alba
Lineage: Eukaryota; Viridiplantae; Streptophyta; Magnoliopsida; Fabales; Fabaceae
Product: probable LRR receptor-like serine/threonine-protein kinase At1g05700
Exons: 3
Coding region: 1-1185 (394 amino acids)
Source: RefSeq, a predicted model, not a curated record